Messenger RNA from Aethalodelphis obliquidens (Pacific white-sided dolphin), 2553 nucleotides. It is a transcript of the gene MTMR14, whose product is annotated as myotubularin related protein 14. The transcript has 19 exons. Lineage: Eukaryota; Metazoa; Chordata; Mammalia; Artiodactyla; Delphinidae. The record is from RefSeq and is a predicted model, not a curated record. Gene Ontology annotation, biological process: dephosphorylation. Gene Ontology annotation, molecular function: phosphatidylinositol-3-phosphate phosphatase activity. Bases 119 to 2137 code for a protein of 672 amino acids.
GGCGGCUGAGGCGGCUCCGGAGGUUCAGGGCUCGGAGUCGGUGCCUCCAGGUGCCAUGGGCCGGGCUGGCCCGCGCUGAGGGCGACGCAGGGCGCUGAUAGGGACGCGGGGCUGGGCCAUGGCCGGCGCUCGGGCAGCCGCCGCCGCCUCGGCGGGGUCCUCGGCUUCUUCAGGCAGCCCACAGCCGCAGGAGCCGGGGCUCGGGGAGCUGCUGGAGGAGUUCUCCCGGACUCAGUACCGGGCCAAGGACUGCAGCGGGACGGGAGGCUCUAAGGUUGAGCGCAUUGAGAAGAGGUGUCUGGAGCUGUUUGGCCGAGACUACUGUUACAGCGUGAUCCAAAAUGUGAAUGGGGAUAUCUGCGGCCACUACCCCCAGCACAUCGUGUUCCUGGAGUAUGAGAGUUCUGAGAAGGAGAAAGACACGUUUCAGAGCACCGUACAGGUGAGCAAGUUGCAGGACCUCGUCAACCGCAGCAAGACGGCCAGGUGCAGAGGACGUUUUGUCUGCCCAGUGAUCCUGUUCAAGGGCAAGAAAGCCUGGGAAAAACCGAACCAAAAAACUCCAGAAAACCACCUGACCCUGAAAAUGCGGUUUCUCUCCCAGCAUAUUUGCAGGUCGGCAACGCUGGCUGGAUGGGGGGAGCUGUAUGGACGCACUGGCUACAACUAUAUUUUCUCAGGGGGUGCAGACGACGCCUGGGCAGAUGCAGAGGAUGUCACGGAGGAGGACUGUGCGCUUCGAAGUUCCGACACGCAUCUUUUUGAUAAGGUCAGAGGGUAUGACAUCAAGCUGCUCCGGUACCUGUCAGUGAAAUACAUCUGUGACCUGAUGGUGGAGAACAAGAAGGUGAAGUUUGGCAUGAAUGUCACCUCCUCCGAGAAGGUGGACAAAGCCCAGCGCUAUGCCGACUUCACUCUCCUCUCCAUCCCGUAUCCAGGCUGUGAAUUUUUCAAGGAAUAUAAGGAUCGGGAUUACAUGGCUGAAGGGCUCAUUUUUAACUGGAAGCAGGACUACGUUGAUGCCCCUCUGAGCAUCCCCGACUUCCUGACUUGCUCUCUGAACAUUGACUGGAGCCAGUAUCAGAGUUGGGAUCUGGUGCAACAAACACAAAACUACCUGAAACUGCUGCUUUCCAUAAUUAACAGUGACGAUGACAGCGGACUGCUAGUACACUGUAUCUCAGGCUGGGACCGGACGCCCCUCUUCAUCUCUCUCCUGCGCCUUUCCUUGUGGGCUGACGGGCUCAUCCACGCAUCCCUGAAGCCCGCUGAGAUCCUCUACCUAACGGUGGCCUACGACUGGUUCCUCUUCGGGCACAUGUUGGUAGAUCGACUCAGCAAAGGAGAGGAGAUUUUCUUCUUCUGCUUCAAUUUUUUGAAGCAUAUCAUCUCUGAGGAGUUCUCUGCUCUGAAGAUACAGAGGAGGAAGAGUUUGCCAGCCCGGGAUGCAGGCUUCACUGUGGAAGAUAUCUGCAUGCUGAGACGGAAGGAUCGUGGCAGCACCACCAGCCUUGGCAGUGACUUCUCUCUGGUCAUGGAGAGCUCCCCAGGAGCCGCCGGGAGCUUCACCUAUGAGACCGUGGAGCUGGUCCCUGCAGGAGCACAGACUCAGGCAGCUUGGAGGAAGAGCCACUCAUCCUCUCCACAGAGUGUGCUCUGGAACCGGCCGCAGCCCUCAGAGGACCGCCUGCCUUCCCACCAGGCACUGGUGGAAGCCAAGUCCUCCAGCUCCUCGUCCUCGAACCAUUCUGACAACUUUUUCAGGCUGGGUAGCAGUCCCCUGGAGGUCCCCAAGCCCAGAUCAGUGGACCAUCCCCUGCCCGGAUCCUCUCUCUCCACAGACUUUGGCAGCUGGCAGAUGGUAACAGGCUGUGGCAGUAUUCAGGAGCGGGCUGUCCUGCACACAGACUCCUCUCUCCCUUUCAGCUUCCCGGAUGAGCUCCCUAACAAUUGUCUGCUUACAGCCCUGAGUGAACGGGAGACUCGGCUACAGGAGGUGCGCUCAGCCUUCUUGGCUGCCUACAGCAGCACAGUGGGGCUUCGGGCAGCAGCCCCCAGUCCCUCCGGUGCCAUCGGCCUGCUGGAGCAGUUUGUCCGUGGUGUUGGACUCCGGGGCACCAGCAGCAGCACCUUAUGAAGCAGCCAGCUCAUGACAGCUUCCUGCUCCUCUCUCACCUGAGCCCUAAGCGGAAUCAAAGCCAUGCCCAGCCAAGGGGUGCUUCAAGGUGGGGGGAAAUCUCCCCUUCUCCAUCAUGCACAUGGCAGCCCCAAGGCUGAGCAGGGCCAAGGACGGGGUUCUCCCCCACCCCAGCUUCCUGACUGGUGUCCGCCACCCUACUUGUCACUGCCUCCCACCCACCUUAGUCUUUGCCAGGAUUCCUGUCAACUCUCAGAACUAUGUGGGGUUUCCCUGGGGCCUUGUGGAGGCCGAGACUUCACAAAAGACCCCCACUUUCCAUUCUCGUCUCCUGGGGAGGAGGGGUCACCCGCGCUGAGAAUGAGGCAGUUUUGACACAGAUCACAAAAUGAAAUCAAAGCCUUUUUGAACAGCUA